AUGAGUAUUAAUGCCCCAUGGGACGUACGGGGUCGCCUCCGGGGCUGCCCGGAGCAGGCCCGGGACCGGUUCCGGGGCGGCCCUCGGCGGGCGGGCGGUCCCGGGGCGGUGUUUUGCGUCACUGCCGCUUCCUCGGCGGGCGAUUCGAAGGCGAUGUCGGGGCCCGGGGUCGCUGCCGCUCCCUCGGCGGGCGGGCGGGACACCACGCCGCUGUACCCGGAGCUGGAGCGCUCGCUGUCGCUGCUGGAGCCGGGCAGCGGCCGGGCCGAGCAGCAGCGAGAGCGGCGGGCGGGCGCAGCCCCCAUGCCCAUGGUGUUCAUGUGCGGCGGCUGCCGGCGGCCCGUGGGCGACACCUCGAGCUGGGCGUUCAAUGACGAGGAGAGCGGCUGCAUCCUGCUGCACAGUGCAGCCGCCAGCGUCGCUGUGGACCCGGAGCGGAAGGUCUCCAAGCUCCCCGGCGAGUGCGGAUGCAUGGUAGAAACCUUAUUCUGCUCUGGCUGCUCAAGGACACUUGGCAGCAUCUACAGGUGUACCUCAAGGCAUCUCGACUACAAGAGAGAUUUGUUCUGUUUCAGCGUUGACUCUCUUGAAAGCUAUAUUCUAGGAACCCCGGAAAAGCAAGCUGUUAUUCCUGAGGAACCACUUACUCUUGAAAGUCGAGCUGUCUUGCAAGACAUGCUGCAAAGGGUAGAUCUGAUACUCAAAGCUCUGGAGACAAGAUUGAGCACUAUUGAGUCACGUGUGGCUGCUCUGCACAGGCAGGUCUGACAGGAAAUGCUUGUUGAACUGCAGGAGAAUGGCCAAGAUUCUACCUGCUGAAAGGCUGAGGUGAGAGCAGGAUCUGUAAAAUCUCUGACUGUCUGUUUCUCCCUGAGGCUGAAGCCAUGUUUGCUGUCAAUGAUUACACAGUCAAAGAUGCUAAAGACUGAAAAAUUUGGGUUUUUUUUCCUUGAAACCCGAGACUCUCUCUGCAGCUGUGCCCUGUAUAUCUCUUAAAAGAGUUCCUGGGUUUAGAAAGGUUUUUACA
Cinclus cinclus is the source of this 1027-nucleotide messenger RNA. RefSeq names its product MIS18 kinetochore protein A (gene MIS18A). The transcript has 7 exons. The record is from RefSeq and is a predicted model, not a curated record. Bases 1 to 768 code for a protein of 255 amino acids. NCBI's taxonomy places the organism in Eukaryota, Metazoa, Chordata, Aves, Passeriformes, Cinclidae. Gene Ontology annotation, cellular component: chromatin; chromosome, centromeric region; nucleus. Gene Ontology annotation, biological process: chromosome segregation; CENP-A containing chromatin assembly.